AUUCGUAGAUAGACCAUUCCUACAAGCCACAAGCUUCACUCUCUCUCUCACUACCAAUAACCUCAACUAAGAUAAUUACAGUCAAUUCUAAAACAAAGAGGGAGAUGGCAAUGUCCGCAACGACGGCAGCGUAUAUGCCUCACAGGGAAUUGAUGCCAACACUAGUAAAACCAACCUAUAGUACUACCCUUUUUGUGUUGAAUAGUAACAUUACUAAGAAUAAUGCUAAUGUUGUUAGCACCAACAACUAUGUUACACUUACACGAAAGGCGGUAUGUUGGAGGUUUCUAGCAAGGAGCUCCGAUGAUGGGUCGGAGACAACUGCAACUGCCUCGGACGAGUCAUGGGAAGGAGAAGGUGAAAGCAGUCAAAUAGAAAUGCCUAAAGGACCUCCUUCUCUCAUUUCUCCCCUUAAUGUUGAGAAGGCUCUUCGUGGCAUUGCAAUUACAGAUGUAGACCAUUAUGCUAAUCUGGGGCUUCGACGAGGAUGCAGCUAUGAUCAGGUAAGGGCUGCAUACGAGACUAAAGUCAAGGAAAUUUCAAGCCAAGAUAUGGACGAGGAAGAACUCAACAAAGAAUUGGAGCUUCUAAAGGAAUCGUAUGCUAUAUUGUCUUCUGAAGAUGAAAGGAGGUUAUAUGAUUGGAGCUUAGCAAGGAGUGGUAAUCCAGAGAGAUAUACUUGGCCAUUUGAGGUUGACAUAACACAAACCUCUGAUUACGGCACUCCUCCUCAACAGGAACCUGAAGACGUCGGACCUACGAUCGCAGUAGGAUACUUCAUCUUAGGCUGGUUGAUAUUAUCUUUCAUUACAUCCAUCGCCCUCAACCGUUAGAAAGCAUGCUUAUUUCUUUCCAUUUUUUUUUAAUCUUGUAAGUUGUAAUCCAUAUUAUCUUGUAAAUAUGCACUGUAUAAUCUUAACCAUAUACUAUAAUAUACAAGUAUGAAUUGAAAAUCCAUGUUAUUUAUGCAA
This is a messenger RNA of Chenopodium quinoa (quinoa), 971 nucleotides long. Its product is annotated as NAD(P)H-quinone oxidoreductase subunit U, chloroplastic-like. The transcript is spliced from 5 exons. The record is from RefSeq and is a predicted model, not a curated record. The coding region runs from base 105 to 833 and encodes 242 amino acids. Gene Ontology annotation, cellular component: chloroplast; NAD(P)H dehydrogenase complex (plastoquinone); chloroplast thylakoid membrane. NCBI's taxonomy places the organism in Eukaryota, Viridiplantae, Streptophyta, Magnoliopsida, Caryophyllales, Amaranthaceae.